Messenger RNA from Zasmidium cellare ATCC 36951, 2961 nucleotides. RefSeq lists its product as uncharacterized. The coding region runs from base 1 to 2961 and encodes 986 amino acids. Gene Ontology annotation, cellular component: DNA ligase IV complex. The transcript has a single exon. The record is from RefSeq and is a predicted model, not a curated record. NCBI's taxonomy places the organism in Eukaryota, Fungi, Ascomycota, Dothideomycetes, Mycosphaerellales, Mycosphaerellaceae. Gene Ontology annotation, biological process: double-strand break repair via nonhomologous end joining; DNA biosynthetic process; nucleotide-excision repair, DNA gap filling. Gene Ontology annotation, molecular function: ATP binding; DNA binding; DNA ligase (ATP) activity.
AUGGCCAACGGCGACGUCGAGAUGCAGGACGAGGAGGCGGCGAAGGAGGAGCACAUGAUGUACGGCCAUGGCACCAUGACGGAGCAAGAACUCGAUGAAAAAUAUCCAAAUCGUCCUCACAAUCACUCCAAAACUUUACCUUUCCAUGAGCUCUAUCUCACCCUUUUCAACCCCUUGAACGACAACAAAAAGAAGCCCACAGGACCGGCACUACCUCGGAAGAAGCAAGGCCCUCAUGGAGCAAGCCACGCUCCAAAUGAGAUCCGACGUUCGAUCAUUGAUCGAUUCAUCUCAAGAUGGCGCAAGGAAGUUGGUCAGGACAUUUACCCUGCAUUUCGUUUGAUUGUCCCCGAGAAGGAUCGAGAUCGAGCAAUGUACGGACUCAAAGAACAGACUCUCGCCAAAUUGAUCAUCAAGAUUGUCAAAAUCAAAAAGGACAGCGACGAUGCGCAAAAUCUACUCAAGUGGAAAUUGCCCGGGUUCAAAGCCUCGACAGCAAUGGCUGGCGACUUCGCUGGGAGAUGUUACGAAGUCAUCAGUAAGCGACCAUUGAGAACGACCCCAGGCGACAUGACUAUUGCAGAGGUCAACGAACGCCUUGAUGCACUCUCCAUGGCACAGAAGGAAGAGAAUCAGCUCCCGAUUCUUGAGGACUUCUACAAUCGAAUGAACGCCGACGAGCUCAUGUGGCUCAUUCGCAUGAUCUUGCGGCAGAUGAAAGUUGGCGCAACCGAAAAGACCUUCUUUGACAUAUGGCACCCGGAUGCAGAAAACCUCUUCAACAUUUCGAGCAAUCUCCGCCGUGUGUGCUGGGAGCUGUACGAUCCUCAAGUACGGCUCGAGGGAGACAACCGGGGAAUCGCGCUGAUGCAAUGUUUCCAACCACAACUCGCAGCAUUCCAGAUGCGAUCCAUGGAGCAAAUGGUAGCCAAGAUGAACCCGACCGAAGAGGAUCCCGUAUUCUGGAUCGAAGAGAAGCUGGACGGCGAAAGAAUGCAAUUGCACAUGAUCGAAGAUGACGAGGACCCCACUGAGCGUAAGUUCAAGUUUUGGUCUCGAAAGGCGAAGGAUUACACCUACCUCUACGGCAGUAGCUUUAACGACGACAACGCGGCACUUACACGACACAUCAGGGAUGCUUUUUCUGAAGGUGUUCGAAAUCUCAUUCUGGACGGAGAGAUGAUCACUUGGGAUCCCAAGGAAGAUGCUAUCGUGCCGUUUGGUACUCUCAAAACUGCCGCGCUUGACCAGCAAGCGAAUCCUUUCUCUACAGGCAAUCGACCUCUCUAUCGGGUAUUUGACAUUCUGUACCUCAACGACAAAGAUUUGACCCGGUAUACACUGCGCGACCGCCGCAAAGCAUUGUCCGCCAGCAUUUCCAGCAUUCAACGUCGCCUAGAGAUUCAUGAGUUUCAAGAAGCUCGGGAGGCCUCAGAGAUUGAGCCAGUCCUCCGGAAAGUUGUCGCCGAAUCAAGCGAAGGACUGGUGCUGAAAAAUCCUCGAUCGGAGUACCGCCUCAAUGAGCGAAAUGAUGACUGGAUCAAAGUCAAGCCAGAAUAUAUGACAGAAUUCGGUGAAUCGCUUGACUGCGUUGUUGUGGGCGGGUAUUACGGCUCUGGCAAGCGAGGAGGUGGACUCAGCAGUUUCCUCUGUGGCCUCUACGUUCCUGGAGAUCUUCGCGCCGCAUUUCCAGACAUCAACCCGCAGAAGACCUUCUCGUUCUUCAAAGUCGGUGGAGGCUUCAGUGCAGGUGACUACGCAGAGAUUCGGCAUCGGACAGAAGGGAAGUGGGUUGACUGGGAUCCCAAGAAGCCACCAAACGACUGGGUCGAGCUAGGCGGAGGCGAUCUCCAAUACGAAAGGCCAGAUGUCUGGAUCAAACCCGAAGACUCGAUCGUGGUGUCUGUUAAGGCAGCUUCUGUUCACACCACCCCUCAAUUCCGAACGGGCGUUACCCUACGUUUCCCACGAUUCAAGAAGCUUCGUUACGACAAGAAAUGGGACCAAGCGCUUUCGAGCGACGAGUUUAUAGAGCUGAGGAAGAAAGUCGAAGGCGAGCGUGAGGAGAAGAAGAUGAAGCUGGACGAGUCCAGGAAGAACAAGCGAGUGUCGAGGAAGCGGCCACGACAGAUCGUUAUCCAAGGCCAAGAGGGCGAGGUCAAGACACCGUACGCUGGUCCAACCACGAAAGUCUUCGAGGGCCUCUCCUUCUUCAUCAUGACUGAAGCACCCAAACCUCUCAAGAAGUCCAAGGCUGAGCUCGAAGCGCUCGUCAAAGCGAACGGCGGCACGGUGGUUGCGUCUGAAAAGGACCCAAAUACAAUCCUCAUCGCAGACCGAAGAGUCGUCAAAGUCGCAUCAAUCGCCAAGCGCGACGAGAGAAACAUCAUCCGACCCAACUGGCUCCUCGACUGCAUCAAGCAAAGCGAAAUCGAUAUCGGCCGCCCAACCCUCCUUCUACCCCUCGAACCACACCAUCUCUUCCACGUCGCGGGAGAGAACGAGGGCAAGUACGACGACAACGUCGACGAGUACGGCGAUUCCUACGCGAGGGACGUGACAUCCGACGAUCUUUUGGAGCUCUUCAAGAAUAUGCCUCCAAAGAUUGAGGACGGGUAUGAUCCGAUGGAGGUCCUGGAUCAGUUGAAUGAGCAUGGGAAUGAACUUGAUGCGAUGCCUUGUUGGAUGUUUCAUGGGAUUAUCGCGUACUUUGGGGAAGGUGUGGCGGUGCAGACGAAGAGGCUUUUUCAGUUUGCUGGUGGACUGGUGGCGACUUCGCUGGAGAGGGAGGAGGUCACGCAUGUUGUGGUGGUGGGUGGCGGCGAUUCGAAUGCUGUGAAAGAGAUGCGGAGAGCUAUCUCUGGUAAGCAUAAACUGCCGAGGAUCGUGACGAGUGAGUGGGUGGAAGAGAGCUGGGCAGAGGGGACGAGAUUGGAUGAAGAGCGCUUUGCGCCUACGUGA